AUGGCUGAUAGAUAUUUGAAAUAUCUUUCGAUUAAAUCAGUUAUCAUUAUUAUUGUUGCAUUUUUACUUGAUAAAGUGUCGGCUCUCUCUCAUAAUUGUUCAACGACUGUUUGGGCAUCAGAUGCAACAACAAUUGCAGGUUCACCUGAUGGUAUUGCAGAUUUCAAUUCUGCAUUGUUAAAUACUCCAAUGGGCAUCGCGGUUGGUGAAAAUGAUUCGAUUUAUGUCAUGGAUUCUACUGAUUCCUCCUCUCGUCUACAACUUUUUUAUCCAGGUAGUCAAUCAGGAAUAACAAUCAUUAAUGCCAGCAUUGGCCCAGAUCUCGAUGAGUUCUUUUACGUCACCGCUAUUAACAUAGAUGUGAGUGGUAAUAUCUAUAUACUUGACCGUAUUAACAGUCGUGUUACAAAAUGGAUCCCAGGAGCAUCAACGGGUAUACUUGUAGCCGGUGGUAACGGACAUGGCUUUUCUCUCAAUCAACUAUAUCUCCCUUGGGACUUUUUCGUUGAGCCAAAUACAUCCUAUAUUUGGAUAGCUGAUUAUUACAAUUGUCGAGUUGUCAAGUGGGUAAAUACAUCGACUGCGAUACUUGUUGCAGGAAAGAAUACUUAUGGUUUACAAGCGAAUGAAUUAAAUAGACCACAAGGAUUAUUCCUUGACACAUCUGAUUCGAAUACACUUUAUAUAGCAGACACAUAUAAUCAUAGAAUCCAAAAAUGGCUUUAUGGAGCAAGUAGUGGAACAACGGUUGCCGGACAAUCAGGUGUGUCUGGUAGUGCAUUUAAUCAACUUUAUACUCCAUUUGAUUUGAUUGUGGACACGAAUGGAUCUAUGUUCAUUGUGGACGAUGGAAAUAAUCGAAUCGUUUUAUGGUUAUUAGGAGCUACAUCGGGCAGAGUCAUUGCUGGUACAGGCGUUGGUGGAGUAUUACCAUCUCAACUAAAUCAGCCUUACUACCUCGCACUUGAUUCAACUGGAGCACUUAUUGUUAAUGAUUACGGUAACAGUCGGAUUCAAAGAUUUCCUAUUAUUUGCUCGCCAAAUAUGACGUCAUUAUCAACAACAUCAACUACUGCUAUAUUACAAAAUACAACAAUGGCUAUUUCACUUACUACCAAUAGUCUUACAACAUCAGCAAGUGAGUAG
Adineta steineri is the source of this 1146-nucleotide messenger RNA. The record is from the annotation of a GenBank genome assembly. NCBI's taxonomy places the organism in Eukaryota, Metazoa, Rotifera, Eurotatoria, Adinetida, Adinetidae.